AUGGCCGCCCAGUCAAAGCUGCUGCCGCCCGACCGUUCCGUCAAACAGAUCCUCUCCAGCCUCACCUCCCUCUACCUCCGACACCGUACCCGUAUCUCCCGCGCUGUGUACCUUGCCCUCUUCGCUGCGCUUGCCAAGCGAAUACAUAAUGCCAUAUCCGAGCAGAAGGCUGCAUCGCAGCAGAUAGAGCUGCGGAGGCGACAGCCCGGCACCAGCAGUCUCGGCGAUGAGGAGCAGCCGCGGAAGAAGCGGGUGGAAAUCAACCGGGAAUUCUUCAAACACCUAUUUCGUCUCUUGAAGAUUGUAAUCCCUGGAUGGCGCAGCAAAGAGCUCCGGCUCCUGGUGAGCCAUAGUGUCUUCCUCGUGCUGCGAACGUUGCUCAGCCUGUAUGUCGCCGAGUUGGACGGCCGGCUGGUGAGCAACCUCGUGCGGGGCAAGGGGAAGGACUUCUUGUUGGGCCUGGUGUGGUGGAUGAUUGUUGCAAUACCCGCAACCUUUACAAACUCUAUGCUUUCUUACCACCAAUGCAAACUUGCCUUGAGCUACCGGAAACGCUUGACCGACUAUAUACAUGACAAAUACCUCUCUAAUAUGACAUUCUACGCCAUCUCCGCUUUGGACGAUCGGAUUAAGAACCCCGAUCAGCUUGUCACGGUGGAUGUGUCGCGGUUCUCCGAUAGCUUGGCCGAGCUCUACUCCAACCUCGCCAAGCCGAUCCUCGACAUGUGCAUCUAUAACUAUUCCCUAUCAAAGAAUGUUGGUGGGGAAGGAUUGUUCAUCAUGAGCUUGCUUGUGCAGCUAUCUGCUAAUGUCAUGCGCAUGCUGACACCUCCGUUCGGCAAAUACGUCGCUGAUGAGGCCAGACUUGAGGGUGAAUUCCGCUUCCUCCACUCAAGGCUCAUCGACUACAGCGAGGAAGUUGCUCUCUAUCACGGUCAUGAGGCCGAAAAGGAUACCUUGGACAAGGGUUACUUCACCCUUAUCAAGCAUGUAAACCGCAUUUUGCGCCGGAGACUUUACCAUGGUUUCAUGGAGGACUUUGUUAUCAAGUACUUCUGGGGCGCUCUUGGGUUGGUUCUCUGCAGUCUACCCGUUUUCUUUAAGAUUCCCGGUCAAGUUACACAGACUAUGGGGGAUCGCACCGAAAGCUUUGUCACAAAUCGACGGAUGUUGCUUUCCUCGUCGGAUGCCUUUGGCCGUCUGAUGUUCUCUUACAAGGAGAUCUCCGAGCUGGCCGGCUUCACUUCUCGUGUCUCGUCUCUGCUUGAGGUCAUGGACGACUUGGUCGCUGGACGAUUCGAGAAGAAGUUGGUCUCAUCUGCAUCUACCGAGGAAAACGCCGCUGUUCUCUCUGGUCGCGGCGAGGUCAUGGAAAGCGACUCAAUCGAGUUUAUUGAUGUUCCGAUCGUAUCACCAAACGGCGACGUUCUUGUUCGUAAGCUGUCAUUCACCGUGAACCCGGGCGACCACCUCCUGAUUGUCGGACCGAAUGGAUGUGGCAAGUCCUCUCUUUUCCGCAUUCUGGGUGGACUCUGGCCAGUCUACGGAGGCUCGGUGAAGAAACCUCGCUUCGAAGACAUUUUCUACAUCCCGCAGCGACCCUAUUUGUCCCGUGGGACUCUUCGACAGCAGGUCAUCUAUCCCGAUGGCGUGCGCGAGAUGCGUGCCAAGGGCGUGACUGAUGCUGACCUACAUGAGGUUCUCUCCGUGGUUGAGAUUGCAUCUGUUGUCAACCGACCUGGCGGCUGGGACGCCGAGGAGGAAUGGCGGGACGUACUGUCGGGUGGUCUGCAGCAGCGCAUUGCCAUGGCCCGGCUCUUCUAUCACCGCCCCAAGUUCGCCAUUCUGGAUGAGUGUACCUCUUCGGUCACCUUGGAGAUCGAGAAGGUCAUGUACGAGACGGCCAAGAAACUUGGUAUCACGUUGAUGACCGUCUCGCACCGACGCAGUCUCUGGAAAUACCACCAGAAGAUUCUGCAAUUUGAUGGCCAGGGCAGUUACAUUUUCACAGGGCUCGACUGGGAGCGACGAUUGAAACUGGAAGAGUAUGUAUCCCCCGCGACCCCUUUUACUUUCGUAGGCUUUGGAACUAUACUGACUCGGAUCCCGUUUCCCUCACAGUGA
Messenger RNA from Penicillium argentinense, 2124 nucleotides. Its product is annotated as ATP-binding cassette long-chain fatty acid transporter PXA2. Lineage: Eukaryota; Fungi; Ascomycota; Eurotiomycetes; Eurotiales; Aspergillaceae. The record is from RefSeq and is a predicted model, not a curated record. Gene Ontology annotation, biological process: peroxisome organization; very long-chain fatty acid catabolic process; fatty acid beta-oxidation. Gene Ontology annotation, molecular function: ATP binding; long-chain fatty acid transmembrane transporter activity; ATP hydrolysis activity. The transcript is spliced from 2 exons. Gene Ontology annotation, cellular component: peroxisomal membrane. The coding region runs from base 1 to 2124 and encodes 707 amino acids.